AUGGUGCGCAAUAUUUUAAGAGAGCUGGACAAAGCCGAAAUUCGUCUUUGUGCAGUCUACCUUGUUGACUCUCAUUAUGCUAAUGAUCCAGGAAAAUAUGUGUCUGCUGUACUGUUAACAUUAAACAGCAUGUUAAUGAUGGAAUUGCCUACUGUGAAUAUUCUCUCAAAGGUUGAUUCAGUAGAAAAAUAUGGGAGCCUGGACAUGGGUCUUGAAUUUUACACAGAAGUCAUGGACUUAGAAUACCUUUUAGACUACCUUGGAGAUGCACCAGUGACGCGCAAGUACACCAAGUUGAACAAAGCCAUGGCAGAUGUGAUCUCAGACUAUUCCCUGGUGACCUUCAUCCCCCUGAGUGCGGAUAGCAGGUCGACUCUGUUGGCUGCGAUGAAGGCAAUCGACAAGGCCAAUGGAUAUAUAUAUGGUAGCGGGGAAGAACGGAAUAUCCAAAGGUUAUUGUCCUGCGCCGUCGGUGCCGAAUACGAGCACGAGCGCCUGGGGAAUGUGCGCGAUGAGUUCAUGAGAGGAGACAGUGAGGAGGAGGAUGACGAGGAUGAAGAAAUUAUCAAGAUGAUUGCUACUCAGAAUCAAAAUAGAUAA
This is a messenger RNA of Penaeus indicus, 600 nucleotides long. RefSeq names its product GPN-loop GTPase 2-like. The record is from RefSeq and is a predicted model, not a curated record. The transcript has 4 exons. Gene Ontology annotation, cellular component: cytoplasm. Gene Ontology annotation, molecular function: GTPase activity. The coding region runs from base 1 to 600 and encodes 199 amino acids. Lineage: Eukaryota; Metazoa; Arthropoda; Malacostraca; Decapoda; Penaeidae.